Molecule: messenger RNA, 2198 nt
Organism: Lycium ferocissimum
Lineage: Eukaryota; Viridiplantae; Streptophyta; Magnoliopsida; Solanales; Solanaceae
Product: probable galacturonosyltransferase 3
Exons: 9
Coding region: 42-2054 (670 amino acids)
Molecular function (GO): polygalacturonate 4-alpha-galacturonosyltransferase activity
Source: RefSeq, a predicted model, not a curated record
GCAGAAAAAGAGAAUAAGGGCGUAAUUGAUUUGAUCCCCCGAUGGAGGCUCAAUCCUUCACUUUGCUCAUUUUCUUCCUGGUUGCACUUGCCGGAGCAGAAUUGUCAAAUGGAUCAUCACUUCAGGGAGAGCGGAAAGGUCUUUUCCCCUCAUAUGAUUGUCCACAAUGCAUUAAUACAAAGGAACAUGUGCGAAUGAGUGCUGCUCGUCCUGAUGAGAAAAAUAUUGACAUCCUUGUAACAUAUACUGAUGCUAAUGGUGCUGUUAGAACUAGGAGCAUAAACUCCAAGGACUUGUCAACUUCAUGGGUAUGGAGGUAUCCUAGUAAUGAGGAUGGUGAUCAAAAAAAGAGUGCCAAGGAAGUGGAAGGGAAGUCUCAGAAACCGGAUAAGUUUGACAGCACUGUUGAGCACUCUAACGGCAACGAAAAUCAGUAUGGAGUCAUGGUGGAGCAUAAGUUAGCAUCUGAGCUGCAUCCAAUCAAACUCAAGCGCCAGAGGCUAAGAAACGAAAGAAGGGAACAACGGUCUGCAGAGCUGAUCCAACAAGAUAAGGAAAUUGAAAACCAAAUUCAAGACGCUGCUAUUGAGCGGGCUAAAGAACUUGACACAUCUAGCAAGGGUAAAUACAAUAUAUGGAGGAAAGAAUAUGAAAACCCUAAUUCUGACUCUACCCUUAAACUUAUGCGUGACCAAAUAAUCAUGGCAAAAGCUUAUGCUACCAUUGCAAAAGCUAAGAAUGAAGAUUCUCUGUAUGAUUCUUUGAUGAAACAUUCUAGAGAAAGCCAGCUUGCAAUUGGAGAAGCCACUUCUGAUGCUGGACUUCAACCAAGUGCACUUGACCGAGCAAAGGAUAUGGGCCAUGUUCUAGCUGAUGCGAAGGAUCAGCUAUACGAUUGCAUGACACUAGCAAGGAAACUAAGAGUCAUGCUUCAAUCAGCCGAAACUGGUCUAAAUUUGCUGAAGAAAAGGAGUGCAUUCUUGAUACAGCUGGCUGCUAAAACAGUUCCCAGGCCUUUGCAUUGUCUUCCUUUGCUUCUCACGACAGACUUCUUUCUGCGUCGAUAUGAAGAGAGAGAAUUUCCGAACAAGGAAAAACUUGAAGAUCCUUCUCUAUUCCACUAUGCAAUAUUUUCUGAUAAUGUACUUGCCACUUCUGUUGUUGUGAACUCUACUAUACUGCAUGCAAAGGAGCCUGAAAAGCACGUUUUCCAUAUAGUGACAGAUAAGUUGAACUUCCCAGCUAUGAGAAUGUGGUUCCUUGUCAAUCCUCCUGCUGGUGCAACAAUUAAUGUUGAGAAUGUCGAUGACUUUACAUGGCUUAAUUCCUCUUACUGCCCUGUACUACGUCAGCUUGAAUCUGCUAGAAUGAUAGAGUAUUAUUUCAAGGCACAUCAGUCGAAUUCCCUUACAUCUGGCACUGACAAUCUUAAAUAUAGGAACCCAAAGUAUUUGUCAAUGCUGAAUCAUCUUAGGUUUUACCUUCCUGAAGUAUAUCCAAAGCUGGAGAAAAUCUUAUUUCUGGAUGAUGAUAUUGUAGUUCAAAAGGAUCUGACACUUCUUUGGUCUGUCAACCUACAAGGGAUGGUCAAUGGUGCCGUGGAGACAUGCAAAGAAAGCUUCCAUAGAUUUGAUAAAUAUCUUAACUUCUCUAACCCGAAGAUAUCUGAAAAUUUUGAUCCAAAUGCCUGUGGCUGGGCUUUUGGCAUGAAUGUCUUUGAUUUGAAGGAGUGGAGGAGGCGCAACAUUACAGGAAUAUAUCAUCAUUGGCAAGAAAUGAAUGAAGAUAGAACACUUUGGAAACUUGGCACCUUACCUCCAGGGUUGAUAACUUUCUAUAACUUGACUUAUCCUUUGGAUCGGAGCUGGCAUGUCUUGGGUCUUGGCUAUGAUCCUGCCCUGAACAAAACAGCAAUACGAAAUGGGGCGGUUGUUCACUACAAUGGAAAUUACAAACCAUGGUUGGAUCUUGCAAUUUCCAAGUACAAAUCGUAUUGGUCUAGAUAUGUAAUGUUCAAUGAUUCAUACCUUCAACUUUGCAACAUCAGUGAGUAGUAAAUUCAUGUUUUCGCAAGGCAGUUUUACUUGUAAUCGGUUUCUCUUACUCCUAGCUCAAUAGGAAAAAGGAAAAAGGCUUUACUUUUGUCACUCUUGAAGUUUUCCUGUAUCAAGAAAAUUUGGGAGAGCAUAAGCAAGGAA